AUAAUGUACGAUAUGAAAGUGGACAAUAUUUCAUUGAUGGCUGCAACACAUGCAAAUGUCUAAAUAACGGAACAAUUAAGUGUACUGAAAAAACUUGUAAAUGUCAUUUCAAAGGAAAACUAUUUCAUGUAGGCGACAGAUUUACAGUAGAUGGUAGUACUUGUUAUUGUCAAAAAGACGGGCAAGUUAAAUGUAAAGACAACGGCUGUCAAUGCACAUACAAAGGACAAAUUAUGUUACUGGACAAAAAUUAAAGACGAUUGUAAUGAAUGUGAAUGUAAAGAUGGUGGAAAUGUAAAAUGUGAGCAGAAUCCAUGUCGAUGUACUUACAAAAAUAUGGUUUAUGCAAUCGGUGCACAGUUCAAAGAUGGCUGCCAAAAUUGUACUUGUAAUACAAACGGUAAUGUCAAUUGUAUAAGGGACAACUGUCAAUGCACAUACAAAGGACAAACAUACGCAAUUGGACAAAAAUUUAAAGACGAUUGUAAUGAAUGUGAAUGUAAAUAUGAUGGAAAUGUAAAAUGUGAGCAGAAUCCAUGUCGAUGUACUUACAAAAAUAUGGUUUAUGCAAUCGGUGCACAGUUCAAAGAUGGCUGCCAAAAUUGUACUUGUAAUACAAACGGUAAUGUCAAUUGUAUAAGGGACAACUGUCAAUGCACAUACAAAGGACAAACAUACGCAAUUGGACAAAAAUUUAAAGACGAUUGUAAUGAAUGUGAAUGUAAAUAUGAUGGAAAUGUAAAAUGUGAGCAGAAUCCAUGUCGAUGUACUUACAAAAAUAUGGUUUAUGCCAUCGGAGCACAGUUCAAAGAUGGCUGCCAAAAUUGUACUUGUAAUACAAACGGUAAUGUCAAUUGUAUAAGGGACAACUGUCAAUGCACAUAUAAAGGACAAACAUACGCAAUUGGACAAAAAUUUAAAGACGAUUGUAAUGAAUGUGAAUGUAAAUAUGAUGGAAAUGUAAAAUGUGAGCAGAAUCCAUGUCGAUGUACUUACAAAAAUAAGGUUUAUGCAAUCGGAGCACAGUUCAAUGAUGGCUGUGAAACUUGUACUUGUAAAACAAACGGUAAUGUCAAUUGUAUAAGGGACAACUGUCAAUGUACAUACAAAGGAAUAACAUAUGAUGUUGGGCAAACUUUUAAAGAUGAAUGUAAUCAAUGUGUAUGUUUAGGUGGCUACAACGUAAGUUGUACCCAGAAUACAUGUAGAUGCUUUUAUAAAAAUAGAGAAUACAAUUAUGGGAUGCAGUUUAAAGAUGACUGCAAUACAUGCAUAUGUAAGUCUAAUGGAGUUGUUACCUGUUCAAAAAAUAAUUGCUUCUGCACAUAUAAAGGCAAGCGUUUUUUGCGUAAUCAAAUAUUUAAUGAUGAUUGUAACCAAUGCAUAUGCUUAGAUAAUUAUUUAAUACACUGUACCAGAAAUAAGUGUAAUUGUACGUACAAAAAUAUGGUUUACAAAAUUGGAGAAGAAUUCAGAGUCGGCUGUAGCAUUUGUAAUUGUAAAACUAAUGGCAUUCUUGAUUGUUCAAAGAACGGCUGUCAAUGCACAUACAAAGGACAAAUUUAUGUUACUGGACAAAAAUUUAAAGACGAUUGUAAUGAAUGUGAAUGUAAAGAUGGUGGAAAUGUAAAAUGUGAGCAGAAUCCAUGUCGAUGUACUUACAAAAAUAUGGUUUAUGCAAUCGGUGCACAGUUCAAAGAUGGCUGCCAAAAUUGUACUUGUAAUACAAACGGUAAUGUCAAUUGUAUAAGGGACAACUGUCAAUGCACAUACAAAGGACAAACAUACGCAAUUGGACAAAAAUUUAAAGACGAUUGUAAUGAAUGUGAAUGUAAAUAUGAUGGAAAUGUAAAAUGUGAGCAGAAUCCAUGUCGAUGUACUUACAAAAAUAUGGUUUAUGCAAUCGGUGCACAGUUCAAAGAUGGCUGCCAAAAUUGUACUUGUAAUACAAACGGUAAUGUCAAUUGUAUAAGGGACAACUGUCAAUGCACAUACAAAGGACAAACAUACGCAAUUGGACAAAAAUUUAAAGACGAUUGUAAUGAAUGUGAAUGUAAAUAUGAUGGAAAUGUAAAAUGUGAGCAGAAUCCAUGUCGAUGUACUUACAAAAAUAUGGUUUAUGCAAUCGGAGCACAGUUCAAAGAUGGCUGCCAAAAUUGUACUUGUAAAACAAACGGUAAUGUCAAUUGUAUAAGGGACAACUGUCAAUGUACAUACAAAGGAAUAACAUAUGAUGUUGGGCAAACUUUUAAAGAUGAAUGUAAUCAAUGUGUAUGUUUAGGUGGCUACAACGUAAGUUGUACCCAGAAUACAUGCAGAUGCUUUUAUAAAAAUAGAGAAUACAAUUAUGGGAUGCAGUUUAAAGAUGACUGCAAUACAUGCAUAUGUAAGUCUAAUGGAGUUGUUACCUGUUCAAAAAAUAAUUGCUUCUGCACAUAUAAAGGCAAGCGUUUUUUGCGUAAUCAAAUAUUUAAUGAUGAUUGUAACCAAUGCAUAUGCUUAGAUAAUUAUUUAAUACACUGUACCAGAAAUAAGUGUAAUUGUACGUACAAAAAUAUGGUUUACAAAAUUGGAGAAGAAUUCAGAGUCGGCUGUAGCAUUUGUAAUUGUAAAACUAAUGGCAUUCUUGAUUGUUCAAAGAACGGCUGUCAAUGCACAUACAAAGGACAAAUUUAUGUUACUGGACAAAAAUUUAAAGACGAUUGUAAUGAAUGUGAAUGUAAAUAUGAUGGAAAUGUAAAAUGUGAGCAGAAUCCAUGUCGAUGUACUUACAAAAAUAUGGUUUAUGCAAUCGGUGCACAGUUCAAAGAUGGCUGCCAAAAUUGUACUUGUAAUACAAACGGUAAUGUCAAUUGUAUAAGGGACAACUGUCAAUGCACAUACAAAGGACAAACAUACGCAAUUGGACAAAAAUUUAAAGACGAUUGUAAUGAAUGUGAAUGUAAAUAUGAUGGAAAUGUAAAAUGUGAGCAGAAUCCAUGUCGAUGUACUUACAAAAAUAUGGUUUAUGCAAUCGGAGCACAGUUCAAAGAUGGCUGCCAAAAUUGUACUUGUAAAACAAACGGUAAUGUCAAUUGUAUAAGGGACAACUGUCAAUGUACAUACAAAGGGCAAACAUACGAAAUUGGACAAAAAUUUAAAGACGAUUGUAAUGAAUGUGAAUGUAAAUAUGAUGGAAAUGUAAAAUGUGAGCAGAAUCCAUGUCGAUGUACUUACAAAAAUAUGGUUUAUGCAAUCGGAGCACAGUUCAAAGAUGGCUGCCAAAAUUGUACUUGUAAAACAAACGGUAAUGUUGAAUGUAUAAGGGACAACUGUCAAUGCAUAUACAAAGGACAAAUUUAUAUUACCGGACAAGAGUUUGACGAUGGUUGUGAGAAAUGUAAAUGUUCCAUCGGAGGUUCGGUAAAAUGUUCGAAUGCAUCCUGUACAUGUAGUUUCAAUGGAUUGUUGUACCAACCAGGGCAAUCAUUUCAGUACGGUUGUAAUACUUGCAAAUGUAGCACUGUCGGUUCUGUAAAUUGCACGCAGCUGCAGUGUCAGCCCUGCAAAUAUAAAAAUAAAACUUAUGAUUUCGGUGCAGUUUUCUAUGAUGCCUGCAAUAGAUGUAAGUGUUGUAUUGAUGGUACCGUGGAUUGCGAGAAGAAAUUAUGCCAAGUAAAUUGCACGCAUGACGGUAAAUCGUAUUCCAUCGGUGAUACAUUUAAAGUCUCCUGCAACACCUGCAAGUGUUUACCGUCAGGUAUUACAGUCUGUACGCGGAGAGCCUGCCUCCCGGUGUGCCAGUAUUAUGGAAAAUCCUACAACCACGGAGACAUGUUUGCUUCACGAGACAAAUGUAAUAUUUGCUUUUGUAAUAAUGGCAUUACUCAUUGUACGAGACGUACUUGUUAUCAUUAGAUUGAAUGGUACGGAAGAGAAAACUUAUUUUUGAGAAGGAAUUUUUAAA
Molecule: messenger RNA, 3946 nt
Organism: Octopus sinensis (East Asian common octopus)
Lineage: Eukaryota; Metazoa; Mollusca; Cephalopoda; Octopoda; Octopodidae
Product: kielin/chordin-like protein
Exons: 5
Coding region: 151-3897 (1248 amino acids)
Biological process (GO): negative regulation of BMP signaling pathway
Cellular component (GO): extracellular matrix; AMPA glutamate receptor complex
Molecular function (GO): peptidase inhibitor activity; protein binding
Source: RefSeq, a predicted model, not a curated record